CUAAUCCAACAGAGACUCAUAUUGAAGAUUAUGGUUUGUAUCUUCUCAAUCAGAUGCUUGAAGAAACAUGUAAGAAUUUACAUGACUUCCCACCUAUGCUGCAACCUAUCGAAAAUUGGAGCACAAUUGUUGGUAACAGAUUGAUUUUGGAACAUCGACAACUUUAGAUCCAAACCCAACAGGCAAAUACAGAGACUAAUAUCGGCCGCCUUAACAUUGAUCAACGCAAUGCUUAUGAGGCCAUUAUUUGCUCUGCCUUUGGAAAUAAAGGAACUACUUUCUUUUUGAAUGGGGUGCCGGCACAGGAAAGACGUUUUUGUAUAACACCAUUGCACAAAAAUGUCAUAGUCUCGGGCAUAUAGUGGUUAUUGUUGUUUCAUCCGGAAUUGCUUCUCUGUUAUUGGAAGGAGGUCGCAUUGCACACUCAACGUUUGCCAUCCCAUUAGAUGUGCUAGAAAAUUCUGUCUGCGGUUUUACCAAGCAAUCUCUACAAGCAGAGUUAUUUAGAGAAACAAAAUUGAUAAUAUGGGAUGAAGUUCCUAUGCAACAUAAAUAUUGCAUUGAAGCAGUUGACCGCACAUUACGUGAUAUCCGUGACAAUCCUAAACCAUUUGGGGGUAUCACCGUAGUGCUUGGGGGGGAUUUUCGUCAAAUUUUACCAGUUGUACCUAAAGGAGUUCGUGAGGAAAUUGUUAACGCAUCACUUAGGCGCUCUGUUUUGUGGGCUGAUAUAUGUAUCUUGACAUUGAAUUUGAACAUGCGAUUGAAUACGACAGAUCCUGAAAAUGCUACUUUCGCAAAUUUCUUAAUGGAGGUUGGAACAAACCCUCAAUAAGUGGUACACCUUCCAUUGACAAUAGGUAGAUGUCAAAAUCUAAAUGAAUUAUUGUCGAGAGUUUAUCC
Rhododendron vialii is the source of this 903-nucleotide messenger RNA. RefSeq lists its product as uncharacterized. NCBI's taxonomy places the organism in Eukaryota, Viridiplantae, Streptophyta, Magnoliopsida, Ericales, Ericaceae. The coding region runs from base 542 to 835 and encodes 97 amino acids. Gene Ontology annotation, biological process: telomere maintenance; DNA repair. The record is from RefSeq and is a predicted model, not a curated record. Gene Ontology annotation, molecular function: DNA helicase activity. The transcript has 2 exons.